Rodentolepis nana is the source of this 1062-nucleotide messenger RNA. The record is from the annotation of a GenBank genome assembly. NCBI's taxonomy places the organism in Eukaryota, Metazoa, Platyhelminthes, Cestoda, Cyclophyllidea, Hymenolepididae.
AUGCCGAAGCGCUCAGCUUUUGUAAAUAAUAAUAAUAACGAGGCCAAAAAAUUGCAAUCAACCCUUGAUGUAUCUGCAUCGGCGAACUGGACUGAGGGUUCCAAUUUGUUGAUCUAUAAUUACUCCAAUGUCAAACCAUCUUCUAAACUUGGCUUGGCAAAAGAAUCCGAUCGUCGUAUUCCCGAAUUUAAAGCGAAAUUUACUGCAGUGUGUGCAAAACUGGACAUUCCUUUGCGUGGAUAUUUUUCUACUUCUGAUGAUAAUCUACGAAAACCGCGAAUAGGCAUGUGGGAAACUUUGGAAUCCGAUAAUGACGGAAUAGAAAUCAAUCGAAAUGAAUCGAUUUACUGUGGAGAUGCAGCUGGUAGAGAGGCUCAAGGAAAGAAAAAGAAGGAUCAUUCCCAUUGUGAUCGUCUCUUUGCUUUAAAUGUAGGAAUAACGUUCAAAACUCCAGAGGAACUUUGGGAUGAUAAUUAUGCUACCUACUUCACCUAUCCACUUCUCUUUGAUAUCGCAAAAUUUCGAGACUCUUUUGAUGAUACGAUAGAUCCGGUACCUUCUGCACUUAAAGAUCUAAAAUCGCCAGUUCUUGUCAUUAUGGUUGGAUUUCCUGCAUCCGGUAAAUCGACUUUCUGCGGCAAAUAUCUUCAGAAUGCAGGCUUUCAGAUUGUGAGCAGGGAUACCAUAAAGGAUAUGAAAAAGUGCGUCGAAAAAUGUCAAGCCCUGCUGAAAUCGGGCUUAUCAGUAGUAAUUGAUAAUACUAACGUUGAUACCGCGUCCAGGAGUUCAUUUUUACAAGUGGCAAAGAAUCUGAUGAUUCCUGUAUAUGCUUGCGUUUUAAAGACGUCCUUUGACCAUGCUCGUCACAAUGAAAUUUUUCGUCAGAUUACGUGCAAAGGUCAUAGCAAAAUAAGUAUCAUGGUUUUCAAUAUGAUGAAAAACAAGUAUCAGGUUCCUACGAAGGAGGAGGGAUUCACAGAUGUUUUUGAAAUCCCCUUCAUUCCAAAACAUUCUUCUCAGACACAUGGGGAACUUUAUUUCAAACAUUUGCUUGAAAAAUAA